Oppia nitens is the source of this 1720-nucleotide messenger RNA. It is a transcript of the gene TfIIFalpha, whose product is annotated as general transcription factor IIF subunit 1-like. Gene Ontology annotation, cellular component: nucleus; transcription factor TFIIF complex. The record is from RefSeq and is a predicted model, not a curated record. Gene Ontology annotation, molecular function: TFIIF-class transcription factor complex binding; DNA binding; RNA polymerase II general transcription initiation factor activity. NCBI's taxonomy places the organism in Eukaryota, Metazoa, Arthropoda, Arachnida, Sarcoptiformes, Oppiidae. The coding region runs from base 116 to 1627 and encodes 503 amino acids. Gene Ontology annotation, biological process: positive regulation of transcription elongation by RNA polymerase II; transcription initiation at RNA polymerase II promoter. The transcript has 4 exons.
AUAUGUUUUUUGUCGUUAUUUGUGAACACAUUUGAAGUCAAUAAAUGUCUAAACGUUUGACUCAAUAAUCAAAUCAUUUGUCAAACGAUUAGUUGAAAACUCAAGACUGACUGCAAUGUCGGCGACACAAGAGUUCAUUGUUCGGGUCCCGAGGGAAAUCAACAAGAAGUUCAAUGUCAUGCGUUUUGGAUCAGCUCCUAAAGUAGAGCCUCAUAAGUGGAAGUCAUGUCAAAUGUACCGUCAAAAUGAUGUCAAAGAUGUCAAGACUGAAACAACAGAGUCGGAAAUAACUGAAUUCGGCGCCGGAUCUGAGUUUGGACGCAAAAAACGCGAAGAAAUGAAACGCAAAAAAUACACAAAGAAAGUGAAUGUCGGACACCAGCCAUGGAUUCUCAAGACUGGAGUCAAAAAUUCAAAGAAAUUUAAAGGCAUACGAGAGGGCGGUGUCUCUGAAAAUGCUUCAUAUUAUGUCUUUUUUCAGGCGCCCGACGGUGCUUUUGAAGCAUUUCCAGUCAAAGAGUGGUACAAUUUUUCACCGAUUCAGACAUACAAGGCUUUAACAGCUGAAGAAGCAGAAGAAAAGUUUGUAGAAAGAGAUAAGAUAUUGAACUUUCAUUUAAUUAUGAUUAAUAAGAGACGUAAAGAUGAAGAAUUGGCUGAAAAUAGUAGUGAAACUAAAGUUAAAGUCGAAAAAUCUUUCAAAGUUUCUGAUAUGGAUGACUGGCAUGACUUAGACUCGGAUAAUGAAAGAAGUGAUUUGGAUAGAAGUGAUGAAGACGUCAAACCAAAAAUAAAGAAAGAGAAAAAAGGAGCAAAAGCUAAAAAACGAACGAAUAAAAAGAAGAAAAAGGGUUCGGAUGAUGACGACGACGAUGACAGUGAACCCAUGGAAGAGAGUGAUGAGGGAGACUUUGAUGAUAAAGAAGUCGAUUAUAUGUCCGACACUUCGAGUUCGGAAGAGUCGGAAAAUGAAAAAAUCGAUAAAGACUUGAAAGGUGUUGAAGACGAAGAUGCCUUAAGACAAUUGGUUAUAUCAGAUGAUGACGAAGAAGUUGAAAAAGAUGAAGAUAAAAAUAAAAAUAAAGAAACCGAAAGUUCAAAGAAUGUCGAAAGAGGCGGAUCUGAAACGGAUAAGAAAUCUAAGUUUAAAGACAAACUCACAGCUAAUUUUGAUUCUCCGCCGCCGUCUUCAUCUGAUUCUGACUCUGAAGAUCCCGAUGCAGUCGACGACAAGAAGUCAGCACUUUUAGCACCUGUUAAAGUUGAAUCCGACAAAAGCAGUCGUGGCAGCAGUCGAUCUGCUACUCCAACCGCUAAUUUAGAUAUUGGCGGCACUUCUUCUAAUAGUGAGACAAACAAAUUGAAACGAAAGACAUCAACUAAUGAUUUGUCAAAUACUAAAAAACCGAAACUUUCUGGUGAUGUCACGGAUGGUAUUACUGAAGAUGCUGUUCGUCGCUAUCUUAUGCGUAAACCAAUGACUUGUGCUGAUCUUCUCCAGAAGUUUAAGAAUAAAGUUAGUUUUAAAGGAGAUUUAGUUCAUACAAUCGCACAGAUUUUAAAACGUUUGAAUCCAGAAAAGCAAACCAUUAAAAACAAACUUUAUUUCUCAUUAAAACCUUCUUAAUUGUGAUUUUAUUUUUAAUUUAUCAUUUUUAUUAAAAAAAUGAUUUCACUUUAUAUGCUUUAUUAUAAUUAUUAAAUAUUAUUGUUUUACAAU